AUGCCCAACCUUCCAGCCAGCUCCUUCGCUGCGGACAUGGACGCUGCCGCCGGCGUCGCAGCGUAUCGCAGGGGGUCGGAGCAGCUCGCCUCUGCCACCCAUCUCGCCGACACACUGCCAUCCCAGCGCAGGUCUUCGCUGGGCAGCAUGGCCACCACCGCCACCGCCAACGACAUGCUUCGAGCCGCCUCAGCCAUGGCCGCGCAGGCAAGCUCCGGCGCAGAGGGUCUCCAGGCAGUCAGCUCGGCGCUCCUCAACCAGGCAAAGGCACAGGCGUCGGCAGCCGCUCUCUCCUUCAACGAGUCCGCCAUCGAUCCCUCCGACCUGCAGUCCACGCCAAUGACUCGCAACUGGUCCGAUUCAGCCGGCUACUCGGCCGCCAUGAGCGCACACAUCGCUUCCACCCUCGAGAGCCAGAUCACCAGAUCCACACAUCCGCCAUCGCAGCCUCACUCCGCUGCCGGGCCGCCGAGCUCGGCUGGAGAUACGUCGCUUCAUCCCUCGGAUCCAGCAGAUGCCGAGGCUCAGAUGGGUCGCAUCGCCGCUCAGGCCGCAGCUCGCGAGGCGCAGACACAGUGGCGCACCCAGAUGGCUUUGAGGACUGCUGCAGCCUUCACCCAGGACGCGCACAGCGCUACUGAUUCAGCUGCUCCGGGUCGAGCUGGCAACGUCGCUUCGAGCUUGCAUGGCUCUAUCCGCUCUACAAGCUCAGCGACGCCACAGCCAUCUGGCUCACAUACAAACGCCUCCUCCUCAAACACCCUCGACGCCUAUGCGGACGCCUCCUCCAUCACCGAAUACCUCCGCUUCCUCGGCCUCAGCCACAUCGAAAUGCCCUCUCAAGGCAUCGAACAGUCUUUCGGGAGAAGCAUCACCGCCUCGGCGCGCUACUGGGAUGCUACCAACCCUCACAUGGGCUUCAGCCUCUCGGGCGUCCCGAGCAUGCCCUUGAUGCCCAACCCUCCAUUGCAGAUGCUGCCGCCGCCCCCAUCGCCCUCCUUUCGCCGCAAAAACUCCCGCGCAAGGCCGGCCGCACGCCAUCUGUCCACCGCCUCCAUCAGCUCCACAGACUCCACCGACACGGCCAACGACUUUGAGCCCAACGUCAUGUCGCCCUUCCCCUACCCCUUUCAGGUGGUCCAGACCCCCGGCGGAACGGCAAGAGCAGGAUGGUGGGUGCCCGUCUCCGAGGUGCCCGAAGAGAGACGCGCCAAAGCCAUCACCGUGGGCGAGGGCCCGCCGCCAUCAGCGCCGGGCACGAACGCCCGCUCUGCCUCCAAACUCGAAUCCGUACCAGAGGGCAGCAGCUCGGCAGAGCUGGGCGACGAGGACGAAGAAGGCGAGAUGCUCUUCCAGCCUACCUACCGCGACUUCACCAAGGACGAAUACUCGACCCUCGCCACCGCUGCAGCCUACGCCACAGCCGCACUCACCAGCAUCGCCUCGACACCAGGCGGCACGUCGCAUUCAACCACCUGGCGCCCGCUCUCCGCCUCGGAACAAGAGGCGAUUGCGGGCCAGCUCCGCGCUUGGGCAGGUCUCGACGGGCCGCACGCGCAAGCACAAGCUCGCAAGGCGCUCGAACAGCGCCAGAUCCACCUCAUUCAGCGUGCAGUCCACCGCGACCUGCACGAUGGUCGCGACAGCGACAAGCAGCAGCCGGCCGACCAAGAACCAGCUUCAGAUCAGUUGCGUCGUCCAGAGCAGGCAACACGCUUCUUCCCGCCCGACUUUGCCAGCCACUACCGCACGCAGCUACAGGCGCUCGCAGAGGGAUACUACACCCGCCUGCACAACGAGAACUUAGCCCAGGCGCACUAUGCGCAGCCUCCUGCCAAAGAGAGCCGCACCGAUGCUGGCCAAGAUGCGCGCGCAGCGCAAAAGCAUAAAGUCGAGAGCGUCGAGCCGCAGGGUAAGCAAGAGGCAUAUGCUCACAAGCCGGAAGAUGGUGCUGUGGGAGUAGGCGCAUUCAACGGCAUGGCACCUCCGGUCCAGACGCCCACGCUUCGUGAUGGUGCCCGUGAUCCCGUAGAGCUGCUCAGCGCCGCUUCGAAUGCUGCUGGCCACGACGUCUCGUCUCCCGAGGUGCGCGACCAGCUGCUUCAGUACGCCCACAACCUCUACACACAAGGGCCUCCGCAGGCGAAUGGUACGCUCAAGGGCACCGAUAAGCUGCAUCCUACGCUCCUGCCGCUGCUGCAUACGCUGCACAAGCUCCAUCCCGAGCACCUCCCGACGCUUCUGCUCCUCUCCUGCGCGUACUACGCUGCCGACAAUUACGCAGGCUCGCUCUGGUACAACAACCUCAUCCUCCGCAUCGAUCCCAACUACGUCGAGAGCAUGAGCAACAUCGGUACUACCUUGAGAGCGCUCGGCCGCUACCAAGAGGCCGAGAGCUGGUGGUGGAGGGCCAUCCGCUUGCGUCCAGGCUACUGGGAUGCCUAUGAGAAUCUGCUGGGCGUCAUGUGCUCCGCCAACCCUGCCGUAUCCAACGCGAAAGCGGGCCCGCAGGUCGGAGGCGAAGUACAGCCUGCAUCCCAGCCGAGAUUCAAGGAGGCGCUUCAGCUCUGCGAACAUGUCGAGGCACACGUCGUCGGGCAGCAGAACGCACCGGGCGCGUCGUUGCCGCUCUACCUUCCGCCCAGUCUGCCGCUUACGCAAACGCCUCGCCUUCAGAACCUCUUUUACGCCAAGGGUAACCUCAAAUUCGUACUGCCCGAGCUGGGCACCGUGCCUGCAGCCGCCGAAUACCAAAAAGCAGUCGAAGUGGUUCUGUCUCCGAACGAAUCGACUCGGUACGGGCUGCGCGACUUCAUCGUUGCCGCAUGCGCCGUCGGGCUGCUGUCGAUGGGCGCCAUGCUUCCCGGCACCGCGGCAGCGGCGGCGGCUCUCGAAGUGGCCGUAGCUAUGGGUAUCGACCCGGCCAAUCCGGAGCAUGCUGCCAUCUUGACGAGCGGAUCGUUCAGCCGCAUCUGUCCGGGCGGCAUUCUCGCACUGGUCAAGCUGUCUGGCGAUGUUCUGGUCAGCACGCUGCUGCGGCUCGGCAACGGCCAAUUACCCAUGCUUCUGCUCUUACCGGAAGCUGCGACGCAGCUGUGCAAGGUCAUCUUCGCAGAGACGGCGGGCUGCCUCCCGGCACUUGCGCGUCCUCCGAGUAGCAGCAAGCCUCAGAACCCGGCCGUCCUACAGCAGGCGCAGAAGCAGGCUGCACAGACGACUUCGACCAUCCUGCUGACCCUCGCCAAGCUGUUCCAGGAUGCGACGGCGAGUCCGAUGGCCGGUCCGCACGGCGCGUUGACACUGGGCGGCAUCCCGCCUUCGACGUCGUUGCUCCUGCCUCUGUACUAUCUCUCCAUCUCGUUGCAUCCGUCGGCAUCGACGUGCAACAACCUGGGCAUCCUGCUCUCUUCCAUUCCCGUGGUCACCACAGUGAUCAAUGCGGCAGGUCAGCCGCAGCAGCUCAAUGGACAGGCGCUCGCAAUGCAGUACUACACACAAGGCCUGCAGCUCGACCCCAAGCAUCCGCACAUCUACACCAAUCUCGGCUCCCUGCUCAAGGACCUCGGCCAUCUCAACGAAGCGAUCAAGAUGUACCUCAAGGCCGUCGAGUGCAACCCGGACUUCGAUGUGGCGCUGGCCAAUCUCGGCAACGCCAUCAAGGACCAAGGACGCACGCAGGACUCGGUCACGUACUAUCGCCGCGCCGUGCGCGUCAAUCCGCACUUUCCCGAGGCGCUCUGUGGGCUCGUCAAUGCGCUUCUGGCGGUCUGCGACUGGACAGAAGUGUACAUCGACAAGCAUGCAUCGGAAAGCACGAGUGCUGGCAGCAGGACCAGAAACAACGUCGGCUCGGAAGGACCGAGCGGAUGGAUGACGAACGUCUCCGAGCUCGUCUCCAAGCAGCUGAGAGACGGUUGUCAAUACGGAGCCGGCGCGUUUCAGCUGGCUGGUCCAUUGGAGGUCUGGGUCCGUGCGAUCAUCGACGCGAUGGGCGACACCCGGGACGCAGCUCCCCAAAUUUGGAGGCAGCGACUCGAGAUGUUCUACCAGCCUGGCUUCGAUCGUGUGGCCAACAACGUGUGCGAGGGCGGCUACCUGAUCCAGCUGGUCGAGAGGAUGAUGCGCCGAUCCCAGCGGCGGUGGUACGUGGAUGCGUACGGCGCUGGCGUGCUUCGGGCAGCGACCGAGCUGCCGCGUGUGACAUCGGCGCAGAACAUCGCCACCAACUAUGCGCGACCGAAGCUGCCGUCGUGCCUGGUCACGCCUGCCGUACCCACGGUGCUGCCGUUCCACACAUUUACCUAUCCGCUCUCGCCGCGACAGAUCCGUCUGAUCUGCCAUCGCAAUGCUCUGAGGAUCUCGCAGAGCACGCUGACGCAAAUGUGGGUUCCCGACGUGGUCUACCCGCCGCCGUCGCCACCAGCGCCCAAGAUCAACAUCGGCUACGUCUCGUCGGACUUCAACAACCACCCGCUCGCGCAUCUGAUGCAGUCCGUAUUUGGAUUUCACGAUCUGUCGCGCUUCAACGUCUACCUCUAUGCUACCACGCCCUCGGACGGAAGCCCGUACCGCCAGAAGAUCGAGCGCGAGGCUCAGCACUUCCUCGACGUAUCCGCGUGGUCGAACCAGCAGGUGGUGGAGCGCAUCGUGAUGGACAACAUCCACGUGCUCAUGAACCUCAACGGCUACACCAAGGGCGCACGCAACGAGAUCUUCGCCGCACGGCCCUGUCCCGUGCAGAUGGAGUUUAUGGGCUUCGCCGGAAGCAUGGCCUCGCGCUGGACAGACUGGGUGGUGGCGGACCCGAUCGUAUGCCCGCCCGAGAUGACGAGCGUCGACCGAUGGCGCCAGCUUAAGCUUGCUGCAGGCGCAUCCGGGACGGCGAUGGAGCAGCGUCCGACGGAUCUGCUGGCCGACCUCGAUCCCGAAGAGGCCUCGGACGAGUGGGUGUAUCCCGACCGCUUUGUCUACAUGCCUCACACGUACUUUGUCAACGACCACAAGCAGGGCUUCCGGGAAAGCGUGCCGACCGAGACCAUCGAUGUGGCCAGCCAGGCAGCCGAGAGCCGUGGGGGCGGCGCUGCAUCGACGCCGACGGAAGAGCAGCUAUGGGCGAGCGAAGAGCUCAAGCGGUACGCGAUGCGGCGCGAGCUGUUCCCGAAGCUGCCAGACGACUAUGUCAUCUUUGCCGACUUCAACCAGCUUUACAAGUGCGACCCGAUGCUGUUCAGGCUGUGGCUGCGCAUCCUGAAGCGCGUGCCCAAGUCGAUCCUGUGGCUGCUGCGCUUUCCCGCGGCGGGCGAGCACCACCUGCUGCGCGAGGCGAGGCAGUACGCGGGCGACGACGUGGCUGCGCGCGUCAUCUUCACCGACGUGGCGCCCAAGCACAUCCACAUCCACCGCGGGCGCAUCGCCGACCUGUUCCUGGACACGACCGAGUGCAACGCGCACACGACGGCGGCCGACAUCCUGUGGUCGGCGACGCCCGUGCUGACGUGGCCGAGGCACAUGCACAAGAUGUGCUCGCGCGUCGCCGCGUCCAUCGUGCAUGCGACGGGCUUUGGCGACGAGAUGACGGUGCACAGCGAGCGCGAGUACGAGCAGCGCGCAGUGCAGUUGGCCGAGUCGCUCCAGUACGUCUAUCUGGACGAUCAGGGGCGCGAGAUCGAGCCGGCCGUGGACGAGCGCAGGGAGCGCUUCGCAAGCGACCUCGAGGCGGAUCCGAAGAGCGUGGCGGCCCAACCGCAUUCGUCUGGUGUGGCGGUCGCCUCGGCGCCGCAAGCUUCGCGAGGUGCAGCACCGGAACAAACAGUGCCACCGACCCAUGGCACGACGUCCACCGCCUCGUCGACAUCGCACGCAGCAAGCUCGACUGGACAGCAAGCUGGAGCGAGCGGCCAAGAUGAGGCGGGCGCAGAUGCCGCGGCGGCGAAACGGGCACGACCGGCCUCUGUACUUCCCGGUUCGCCCGCACCGGCGCCGACGGGCGUGUCGCUGGCGGAAGCCGCCAAGCACUCGGACGCCAACGCCUCGACGGACCCUGUGCUGGCGGCCAGCAUCCCGCCGCGGCGCACGAUGCGGCUGCCUGCCUCAGCCGAGUAUCCCGGUGCAGUGACGCGGCGCGCCGCGAUGGACGGCGGGCUGGCGAGGCUGCGGCGCCGGCUGUUUGCGACGCGCGAGACGCAGUCGGCGCUGUUCGACACGCGCCAGUGGACGCGCGAUCUGGAAAAGGGCUACGAGGAGGCGUGGAUGCGCUGGGUGCUCGGCGUGGAUGCCGAGGACACGCCCGAGGCCGCCGCGCUCGAUCCGGCGUCGCCGCUCGGCCAGCGCCUCGCGCGCAGCGGCCACAUCUGGGUGCGCGAUCUGUAG
Moesziomyces antarcticus is the source of this 6369-nucleotide messenger RNA. Its product is annotated as protein prenylyltransferase. The record is from RefSeq and is a predicted model, not a curated record. The transcript has a single exon. Bases 1 to 6369 code for a protein of 2122 amino acids. Gene Ontology annotation, molecular function: glycosyltransferase activity; protein binding. NCBI's taxonomy places the organism in Eukaryota, Fungi, Basidiomycota, Ustilaginomycetes, Ustilaginales, Ustilaginaceae. Gene Ontology annotation, biological process: protein O-linked glycosylation.